Molecule: messenger RNA, 996 nt
Organism: Mycotypha africana
Lineage: Eukaryota; Fungi; Mucoromycota; Mucoromycetes; Mucorales; Mycotyphaceae
Exons: 5
Molecular function (GO): actin filament binding
Source: RefSeq, a predicted model, not a curated record
AUUUUAGGCCUUGAUGAAACAAAUCUAGCUAACUUCGGCUCUGAACUGGAACGAGAACAUCGUAAAGCUGAAGGAGCCUUAGAGACAGCAUGGAAUUAUGAAAGUUCGCCCAUAGGUCAUCAAAUUGGUAUGUGGAUUUGGAGAGUUCAAAAUUUCAAUCUUAUAAAGGUGCCUGAAAAGCAAAUGGGCUACUUCUACGAUGGUGACAGUUAUGUUAUUCUUAAGACAACCAAGAAGGAAAAUACAGAUGGUUUCAUGCAUAAUAUUCACUUUUGGCUCGGAAUGGAAACAAGCCAAGAUGAAGCCGUUCUUGAUACGUAUGCUACUCAACAUCGUGAAGUUCAAUUUCAAGAAUCUUCUUUAUUUAAAAGUUAUUUUCACACAUUAACUUAUUUGAAGGGCGGAUUUGCCAGUGGUUUUAAUCAUGUUGAAGAAGAAGAAAGCAUUCCUACACGUCUUUUGAAAGUCCAUCGGCCCAGACAAUUGGCAGGCUCACGUACCAGAGGCGCUGUUGUAAUUUCCGAAGUCACCCUCAGUUACGAAAGUCUUUCUUCAACUGAACAAGGCAGAGGUAGCGGUGAACGUGAAUUUUUUGAGGCGUUAGGCUCUAAUGGCCCCAUUUCGGAUGAAGAAGAUCAAGACUCCCAGGAUAAUGAGCAAGCAGAGGAUAUUCUAAGUAACAGGAAAUUGUUACGUCUCAGUAGUUCCGGACCUGUAGGUUUGGGACAUUUGAAAUUUGAAAUGGUUGCAGAAGGCAAAAUUACAAAAGAUAUGUUUGAUACCAAUGAUGUUUUCGUAUUUGACGUUGGACAUCAAGUCUAUACAUGGAUUGGACGCAAUGCCAGUCGUAAAGAGAAGAAACAUGGCUUGGAAUAUGCACAGAACUAUAUUAAGAGUCGUGAAGGAAGAUCUGCUUUUACACCCAUUUGUCAGGUGGUUGAAGGUGGAGAAGAUGACUUAUUUGAAUCUAGUUUAGAAGGAUGGCAAGGAUGGUAG